Molecule: messenger RNA, 1324 nt
Organism: Apis mellifera (honey bee)
Lineage: Eukaryota; Metazoa; Arthropoda; Insecta; Hymenoptera; Apidae
Gene: Sgf29
Product: SAGA-associated factor 29
Exons: 2
Coding region: 302-1183 (293 amino acids)
Cellular component (GO): SAGA complex
Source: RefSeq, a predicted model, not a curated record
UUGGAGCAUUUGCCGGGAGGUGGCAGCACCGCCUUAGCCAACGACGCUACGCUAUAUCGCAAACGUAGAUGGUGGGAGAAGCAGUAUGGCGCAGAAGCGUGGCCGCAGUCGAUUGUGCGACGUUGAGUUGGUUAGUGCCGCCUGUAACUUCGUGUUAGAAAGGCGAGUAUUCAACGGUUUUCUUCGACCAAUUGGAACAACGGAUUUUCUUGUGUGAAAUGAGAUUACCUAUCCAUAGGCAGAAAAUGAAAACAUAAAUAAAAACGUUGCGCGUAACUGUUUUGGGUCGAAAUAAUUCGAAAUGCCGUUCACAGCGGACGCUGCGGCCAGCCAGAUACAGGAACGAUUGAAGAACUUAUACCAUCUGGUACACGAAAUCGAAACGCAACGGGUUCGUUCCGAGCACAAUCUGAACAACAUUAUAAAGACUUACGAGAAGGUGACACCCGAAGACAAAGUGUCCCCCUAUUACCAGCAAAAGUUGAAGAAUCUCUACAACGCGGCAAUAGGCGAUUCCCAACAGGAGGAAGAAAUAUUGCGCAAAGCUCUGGGAAAGAUCAACGAAAUCCGAGCAAUUAGGAACGAGCGGCGAAUACAGGCACGGAAUGCGGGGAACAAGGAAACGAUUCGCCGAGGUGCGUUGAUGAAGAUGCUGCUGAGCACCGCGCAGACGCUCCCUCUGUACGUGGGCAAAACACCGGGGGCGAAACCACCCCCCCUUUGCGGGGCGAUCCCGGCGGAGCCUACGUACAUCGCGAAAAUGGGAGAUAUGGUCGCAGCCCUGGUCAAAGGCUCGGAGGAGGAGGAAAACUGGAUCUUGGCAGAAGUGGUGCAGUUCAAUCCGACGACCAACAAAUACGAAGUGGACGACAUCGACGAGGAACAAAAGGACAGGCACACGUUGUCGAGACGAAGAGUGGUCCCUCUUCCAUUGAUGAGGGCCAAUCCGGAAACGGAUCCCCACGCUCUCUUCCCCAAAGGGUCUAUCGUGAUGGCGUUGUAUCCUCAAACGACCUGCUUCUACAAAGCGGUGGUGAACCAGCUGCCUACCACGGCCACCGAGGAAUACGAGGUCUUGUUCGAGGACGCGACGUACGCGGACGGUUACUCCCCACCAUUGAAUGUCGCGCAGCGUUACGUAAUUUCUAUCAAGGAGAGCAAGAAGAACAAAAGCCAAUGUUAACGGACGAUCUGUUCUCGCGUCAGUAUUAUAUACCCGGCGAUUGUUUGUACCACUAGCGAUGAGUACAAAUGUUCGUUUUUUGUACAAGAGACUGCACUGAUUACUUAUAUAAUAAAGUUAAAACGAUUUUCGAUAAUAUAA